Molecule: messenger RNA, 1368 nt
Organism: Coniosporium apollinis CBS 100218
Lineage: Eukaryota; Fungi; Ascomycota; Dothideomycetes
Exons: 1
Coding region: 1-1368 (455 amino acids)
Biological process (GO): tRNA N1-guanine methylation
Cellular component (GO): nucleus
Molecular function (GO): tRNA binding
Source: RefSeq, a predicted model, not a curated record
AUGGAGGCAGAGGAGCGGCCCACGAAGCUCCAGAAGCUACACCACGACUCUGAGUCCGAACCAGCCACCUUCGCACCGCCAGAACAGCCCACCAACGGCACCCACAAGGACGACAUGGACGGUCAAUCAGCUCCACAAACCCCUCAAGACGCCGAAGAGCCCGCCCUACCCUCCGCCCCAGACACCAAUCUCCCUGACCCCGAACAAGAACCCCCAAAGCUCUCCAAAAACCAAGCCAAAAAGCUGCGUCGCCAACAAGAAUGGGACGCCGGCCGGGACGCGCGCAAAGCAAAGCGCAAAGAGCAGAUCAAAGCUAAGAAGGAGCGUAAGCGCGCCGCCAUCGCCUCAGACGCCGCCAACGGCACCAGCACCGCAUCCACACAAUACAAAAUCAAACCUCAACACCCUCACGCCCAACAACUCCCCAUAACCUUCGUCUUCGACUGCGACUUCGACGACCUGAUGCAUGACAAGGAGCUGAAAUCGCUGGGGUCGCAGCUCACAAGGAGUUAUUCCGACAACAAGAAUGCGCGGUUUAGGGCGCAUUUGGCGGUUGCGAGCUUUGGGGGUAGGCUGAAGGAAAGGUUUGAGACGGUGUUGGCGCGGCAUCAUGAGUCGUGGAAGCGGGUGAGGUGGUUCGAGGAGGACUUUGCUGAGGUUGCUGAGAGGGCGAAGGAGUGGAUGCGUGGGCCUGGGGGCGGGAAGGUGGCGGGUGCGUUGGUGGGUGCAGUUGGAGAGAAGCGUGCUCCAAUAAUUGUGGAUACUGAGGACGCAGGCGGAGAUGAUGUUGGUGGAGAGAUGGCUGAAGACCCUCCAACAGCGCCCGCAGGUACAGAGUCGAAUCCGGACGCUGAUUCGGGUGCCAAUACAAACGCCCGGACACUUGAGAACGAGGGCGAAAUCAUAUAUCUAUCCAGCGAAAGUGAACACACGUUGACCGAACUCAAGCCACACAGCACGUACAUUAUCGGUGGACUGGUAGACCACAACCGGCACAAGGGCAUAUGCUACAAGAGAGCCAUGGACAAAGGCAUCAAAACUGCCAAAUUGCCAAUCGGCGAGCUCUUGCAAAUGGAUAGUCGGAAGGUACUCGCUACGAACCAUGUUUGCGAGAUUAUGCUCCAGUGGCUAGAGCUGGGCAACUGGGGUGAGGCGUUUAUGAGAGUCAUCCCGAAGCGGAAGAAAGGGGCGUUAAAGGGAAGUAAAGGCGCCGGCGCUGCGAAGGAGAGUGGGGCUGCCACAGAGACCAACGAGCAAGGGCUGGAGGAUUCGGACGCGGAGGGCCAAAGCCAGCAGGAGGAAAGCAGCGACGAUGGAGGGGUAUCUCUAUCUACUAAUGGAGAGCAGCGGGUAGAAGCCACGGAAUGA